This is a messenger RNA of Chlamydomonas reinhardtii, 3641 nucleotides long. RefSeq lists its product as uncharacterized. The transcript is spliced from 13 exons. Bases 357 to 2762 code for a protein of 801 amino acids. Gene Ontology annotation, molecular function: protein binding. NCBI's taxonomy places the organism in Eukaryota, Viridiplantae, Chlorophyta, Chlorophyceae, Chlamydomonadales, Chlamydomonadaceae. The record is from RefSeq and is a predicted model, not a curated record.
AUCGAUCGAUCGGCGUUUCGCGCCAAACGCCAACAUAACGCCGUUUGCUGCUUCCAAGCGCCGACAUAAUGUUGCAAAGCUUAGGAAAUACUAAUAUCAUAUGCGCACAAUAACUACACACUAUGCGGGCCGGGAAAACGUCCGAUUGUUUUCGAGCUGGCUUGUCGCGUCAUUUUCAAGCUUGGUCUGUCUUCCUGAUACUUUCAUCCUUGAAAGCAUAUUCUGCUGCCUGGUCGGGGCCUAACGUACAGAGGGUGCUCGCAGCGUUGCGCGCUCAUGCGGCCGGCCCUGCUUGCCACGCGCUGUUCAAAGACGGCCUAAAUGUUGCUCGUUUAACAGAUAUCCAGCACUACCACAUGUUCGGAUACUUCGACAAGUCGCCAUGGAGCCCCGACGGACGGCUCUUCCUGGCACACCGCAUCCCAACCUUCAACACGUCGCUUACCCCCGGCGACGGCAUGCAACUCAUUCUGUUGGAUUGGGAGAAAGCUUGCCGUACGGGCCAGCCCGAGAAGCACUGGCGCUGGCUGACUAACAGCAUGGCAUGGAACCACCAGCAGGGCGCGAUGGCGCAGUGGCUGGGGCCGAGAUCCGACGCCGUGAUCUUCAACGACCGUGGCGCGGGCUGCCGUACACCAUCAGCGGCGGCGGCGGCGGGGAUGCCGGAUGAGGACACCACGUGCUCGGUGGUGGUUGACGUGGCGACUGGCAACCGUACGGCGGUGUACGGCAUGCCCAUCUACUCCAUAAACUACGAGGGUAGCCUCGGUCUUGCCAUCAACCAGACCGCCAUGUUCCGGGUGCUCCGGGGCUUCGGUUACGUUACGCCCCACCCCGUGCCGCCCUCCCGGCUGCUCCCCUGCAGCGCCACAGAUGGUAUCUGGCUGCUCAACCUCACCGCCAGCGGCAGUGGCGGCAGCGAGCGGCUGGAGACGCUGUCACAGACGCCGCCUCCACCGCGGCUGCUCGUGAGCCUGCGGCGGGCGUGGGAGGCGGGCGUGGCGGUGGGGCGUACGGAUGCCGUGACGGGGCAGCGGCACAAUGAUGUCGUGGAGGCGGGAGAGGUGGAAACUAUCCUGAACGAGUGCAACCACUGGAUCAACACGCCUCAAUUCAGUAAGGAGGGCGAGUAUGUGGCGUUCAUAUACCGCUUCGGAGCCUGCAGGGGCAAGCCACGGCCCUGGUUCUGGCGGUCGUUCCAGUUCCUGUACCACAUGCGUACGGGCGAGCUAUGGCGCGUGCCGCUGGUGCACGUGUCGCACCAGGACUGGGGUUGGGGCGGCUCCUUCCUGGUGUCUGACAACUCAGGGUAUUGGCAGGUGCGUUGGAAGCAGCCGGUUCUGCGGUGGGAGCCGGCUCAGCCGCGGCCGUGGGUGGGAGGCUUUGGCGUCCCCCAUCACCACCGCCAGCAGCAGCAGGAGGCUGUGACGGACGCGGCGGCAGGACCCCAGGAGCGGUUGGGAGACGGCCACGCCAGUUACGGCCCCGGCGCUGGCCUGCGGUUCGUGCUGUCAGACACGUACCCGCACAAGUCGGGCCGCACGCUAUUCGUCACCGACACACAUUUCAACACCUCCGAGCUGCUGGGCCGCUUCGAGCGCUUCAACGAGGGCAGCGCCAUCGGCGACCACCGAGUGGACCUGCACCCCAGGUGGGAUCGCACCGGCCGGCACGUGUGCUUCGACUCCACGCAUGAGGGAAGCCGCCAGGUGUACGUGGCACGGACCGCCUCCGUGCCCCGGCUCGCCAACCAUCCCGGCGCGCUACUGCCGCACAGCGGCGGUCAUGCGGCAGUAGCAGCAGCAGCAGCAGCAGCAGCAGCAGUACCUGAUGCGGAUACAGCACGAGCAGGCGAUAGCGGGGGUGGAAGCCGCGGCGGCGGGGUGGUGUCGUCUCGGCGGGUGGUGGUGUUCGGGGCGCGACAGGACGGAUUCGUGGGUGGGCUGGUCUCUGCGCUGGAGGAGCAGGCUUUGGCGCACUACACGCGACUCCACGUCAUCGACCACCGCGCGCACGUGUCCGCACGUCUGUCAGACGCCGCCGCCAUUGCAGGAGCGGCGGCGGCUUCCCACGGCAGCAGUAAGGAGUCAAGCGGCAGCGGCAGGGGUCUGGUCGCCCUGCAGCACAUUCGCGCCCUGCCCUGGGUUGGUGACGACCCAGCCCUGGACCUUUGCAGCGUGCAGGGGCUGGGGCAAGGGGCGCAGGCGACGGAGCCGUUGGCAGCCGGCGGCCGCAGGCGCCGGCGCCGCAGCCGGUCACUGCAGGCGGCCGGCGUGGGGAGAGGCAGCGCGCGCCGCAGCGGUGGUGGCGGCGACGGCUAUGAUGGUGCCGCUGAUGGCGGCGGAUUAGGCCCGCUCGCAUACAGGGCUGCGUCAUCGCUGGUCGCGGGCGUGGACCGGCGGCAGCGACGGCGGCUGCUCGUUGGUGGCGGCGGCGGCGGAGGCGGCCUUGCGGAGGCGUGCAGGGCCGGGCCGGUGCUGGUGCAGGCAAUGAAUGCGGGGGCGUGGCUGUCCGCAAGGUCAUAUCUGGAGGAGUGGGUGGAGUGCUUCUUCGACGGCUCCGCCCGGACGCAGGAAGUUGUGACGCGCAUGGUGCUUGAUGGGUCUAUCGCGCUGUGUGACAAGGUGGAUAUUGCCGAGCCGCAUGGGGCCGCGGACAGGAAUGGGAAUAAUGCAUCCGCGGCGGCGGUCGCGCUGGGCGCGAGGCGGGCAUGGCGGGCGGCGGCGCUUGAAGACCUUCGGAGCAUUGGCAUUGCGUGCUGAGUGCUGAAGGACAUAGUGUUGAUGCUGCUGGCCUGAGUCUGAGGCUUUGAGCUUUACAGGCAGUUGGUGCGUUUGGAGCACCGUAGGUUUGGGAUCCCGUCGGUGCCUGAUGCGAGCAUCGCUUAUAGACUGGGUGACCCCUGAUCCGUUGUGAGCGAAUGGAUGUAUAGCUGACGUGAGUUUAAUGCACAAGUGCUACCGUAUUGUACUUGGUGGUAAAAUGGCACAUCCUGACUUCUUUCAUUGUAUGGCAUGCACAGCACUUCGGAUGCAUGACUGGGUGGUGACUAGUACCGUACAUUCCUACAUUCCUACAACAAAACGUUGCUGGUUUCGGGAUCCAGAUUGAAAGUGUCCGUAUGUCUACUUGUCGCUGGCAUCACCACAUAGCCUUUCAUAAUGCGUCAUAAUGUCCCGCAGUAUGAAUAAUGUGCGAUACCGUAUCAUCGUGAUAAACAUAUACCCACCGUAUCCACAGCGCCGGUUUCCCGUGUCAGAUAUGGCGUGUGACCGGACGUGGCACGGUCCGUGUCCGUCAGGCUGCCUGUGUGUAUCAGAGUUGUGAGGCUGAGGCCGAUUAAAUAAGGGCUGUUACAGACGUCAUAAGUUGACGUGCCGGUUGUGUCGUCUGGAGGUGUGGCGAGCUGAGAGCGUCAAUGAGUUUGGGAUAGAGCGCCAAUGAGUUGGGAUAGAGCGUAUCCACGAUGGGCUGCCAGGUGCGCUUCCGCGCGCCCCACUGAUGCGUCGCCGCCAGCUCGAAACGGCCUUAGCUGUUUCAAGCUCUUUGGUACUACCUGCCGGUUAGCGGCUCCACGAAUUGACUAGUAAGCACAAAGCGCAACGAGCAGACUCCCACAUUGCUUGUAAUGCGCCGAGGUU